Molecule: messenger RNA, 1458 nt
Organism: Pseudovirgaria hyperparasitica
Lineage: Eukaryota; Fungi; Ascomycota; Dothideomycetes; Acrospermales; Acrospermaceae
Product: mannan endo-1,6-alpha-mannosidase
Exons: 4
Coding region: 1-1458 (485 amino acids)
Biological process (GO): fungal-type cell wall biogenesis; carbohydrate catabolic process
Molecular function (GO): mannan endo-1,6-alpha-mannosidase activity
Source: RefSeq, a predicted model, not a curated record
AUGAAGUUCCCAGGCUGCUACAACAACAACAACAACAAGCAGCGCGUCCUCGGACUCGCGCUCGUCCUAACAACCUGCACACAAGCCAUAGACCUCGACGUAAACGACGCAGCAUCCAUCAAAGCCACCACCCGCACCAUCGCCCAAACCCUCACAAGCUACUACACCAGCCCAGACAACGAAAACCGCGACAUCCCCGGCCUCCUCCCGGACAAAUACUACUGGUACGAAGCCGGCGCCCUCUUCAACAGCCUAAUCACAUACUGGCACUACACCAGCGACACCCAGUACAACACCCUCACCCGCCUCGCCCUGCGCCAUCAAUCCGGCGACAAGGAAAACUUCAUGCCCCUCAACCAGACCAACACCAUCGCCAACGACGACCAGGCAUACUGGGCCCACGCCGCCAUGACCGCCGCCGAAACACGCUUUCCCACCCACGACGAUGACAACAACAACGACGACGACAGCGAUCCCUCCUGGCUCGACCUCGCACGCGCCGCAUUCGACACCCAGACCGCACGCUGGGACAACACCACCUGCGACGGCGGCCUGCGCUGGCAAAUCUACACGUUUGGCGCGGGGUACAACUACAAGAACAGUGCGUCGAACGGGGCGUUUUUCGCGCUUGCGGCGCGGCUGGCGCGCUAUGCGGGCGCCAACGACGAGACGUAUGCGCGCUGGGCGGACGCGGCGUGGGAGUGGUCGACGCGGGUUGGGCUUGUGGUGGAGGAGGAUGAAGAAGGGGAUGGGAACGGGAAUGGGAAUGGGACGUAUGUGUAUGAUGGGGCGAGCGCGGUGGAGGAUUGCGGGUCGGUGAAUCGGUUGCAGUGGACGGCGUAUGCGGGGUGGUAUGUUUUGGGUGCGGCGUAUAUGUAUAAUCGCACAAACCACCCAACAUGGCGCACCCGCCUCCAAUCCCUCACAACCGGCCUCUCAAUCUUCUACCCCGACAACGACACCAACCCCAACGAACCCAACGAACCCACCAACCAAAUCCUCACCGAACCCGCCUGCGAACCCCAAAACACCUGCACCACGGACCAGAAAUCCUAUAAGGCAUCCCUCGCCCACACCCUCGGCACCACCCUCCAGCUCGCACCCUUUCUCGAAUCCGCGCUUCUGCCGCGCAUGCGUGCUUCUGCCGUCGCGGCGGCGCGGACGUGUGUUCGUGGGGAGGAGGAGGAGGAGGAGGAGGAGGCGCGCGAGUGUGGGUUUGUGUGGACUGCUAGUAGUGGGAACGAGACGUAUGGGGUUGGGGAGCAGAUGGGGGCGUUGAAUGCUGUGCAGAGUUUGUUGGCUUUGGGGAGUGCGGGGCCGGGGGUUGGGGGGGAGGGGGACGGGGAGGGGGACGGGGAGGGAGGUGAUAACAACAACGACAACAACAAUGACGGGGGAGAUAAUAACAACGAUGCUCCAUCUUGCAUUCAUCCAAUUAUUAGUGCUAUGGGUAUCUAG